This is a messenger RNA of Penicillium chermesinum, 2208 nucleotides long. Its product is annotated as anoctamin family protein. Gene Ontology annotation, cellular component: cortical endoplasmic reticulum. The record is from RefSeq and is a predicted model, not a curated record. The coding region runs from base 1 to 2208 and encodes 735 amino acids. Lineage: Eukaryota; Fungi; Ascomycota; Eurotiomycetes; Eurotiales; Aspergillaceae. The transcript is spliced from 5 exons. Gene Ontology annotation, molecular function: chloride channel activity. Gene Ontology annotation, biological process: chloride transmembrane transport.
AUGGCGACCACAUCUGAAGCUCAUGCACUGGGGUAUAACCUCGAAGUGGACUUUGUCAUCCGCUAUGGGUUUGGCGGUUCAGACAAGGCGGAUGCCAUUGAGCAGCUCGAGAAGCUCCUACGGGCUUUAGCAGGCAUCGGACUGCAAACAGAGAUCCGCCAGGGCGACGAGUCGUCCCUCCUUAUCUUCGUCCGUGCUUCUAGCAAGCAGUUGAACCGGGCAGUCUAUCGGUCGCGAGUUCGAGAUUGGCUCUACGGCAUUCGAAAUGACGAGCCCGAGCAAGGAAAUUCGAUCGAGCCUGAGACGGAGGCUGAACGCCUGCGGGUGAUCUACAACAUGAUCACCCUCCCGAGCCUCGAGGGCGGCGCUGGUAUCACCCCGGAGCACGGCGACUGGAAGAAUGUGCUUUCUAUUUUCCCACUGCACGACGUAAAAACCAACAAUCGAUGGAUGCGUGACUGGAGCCAGAAGACAUUCCUCUCUGAGGACGAUUUGGAUCAGAUUAGGAACAAGUUCGGAGAAAGCGUGGGCUUUUAUUUCUCGUUUCUCCAAUCGUACUUCCGGUUUUUGGUGUUCCCAGCGAUUUUCGGUUUCAGCUGCUGGUUUUUAUUGGGAGGCUAUUCAAUUGUCUAUGCUGCGGGCAAUUCAUUGUGGUGCAUCAUAUUUGUCGAGUAUUGGAAACGCCAGGAGGAAGACCUCAGCUGUCGCUGGGAGACAAAGGGAGUAUCUGCUGUCCAGACCACCAGACGCCAGUUCCAACCCGAGAAAGAAGUUCGAGAUGAGACCACAGGCGAAACCCGUGGUGUAUUCCCGGCAACGAAACGUAUGCAGCGACAGCUUCUCCAGGUCCCAUUUGCCUUGGUUGCGGCCAUUGCCCUCGGCGCAAUUAUUGCGACUUGCUUCGCUAUUGAGAUCUUCAUUUCGGAACUUUACAAUGGCCCCUUCAAAACAUACCUGAUCUUCAUUCCAACAAUCCUGGUUUCUGCGCUCGUUCCUACGAUGAGCGUUGUUUUGAACUCUAUCGCAACGAAGCUGAAUGAUUACGAGAACCACGAGACCAACGAUGGAUAUGAUGUUGCGUUAACCCAGAAGGUUUUCGUGAUCAACUUCAUCACCUCGUAUCUCCCUAUUUUUCUGACAGCAUUUGUUUAUGUGCCGUUUGCCAGCCUGAUUGUGCCAUAUUUGGAUGUCUUCCAGUUGACAGUGCGCCCCUUCGUUUCGAAGGAAGAUUGUGCAACAGAGCACAGAAGCACUCAGUUCCAAAUUGACCCAGCACGCCUUCGCAACCAGGUGAUCUAUUUCACCGUCACAGCACAGAUCGUUGGAUUCGCCAUGGAGACCAUCGUCCCGUACGUGAAGCAGCAUGCACUCCGUAAAUAUAAAGAAUACAACAAGAAGCGCAGUGUUGAACGUACCGGAAAAUCCGACUCCCCCGAGCGCAAGCCUGCUGUGACUUACGACGACCCGGCGGAGGAAGCCGAAUUCUUGAAACGGGUUCGCAACGAACUCGAACUACCCGAGUACGAGGUCACCGAAGAUCUGCGUGAAAUGUGCAUUCAAUUCGGAUACCUAGCUCUCUUCGCUGCUAUUUGGCCUUUGGUACCGGUUUCAUUCCUGAUAAACAACUGGCUUGAACUGCGCUCCGAUUUCUUCAAGAUUUGCAUGGAGUUCCGUCGCCCAACUCCCCUGCGAACCGACACCAUCGGUCCUUGGCUUGACACCCUUGGCUUCUUGUCAUGGCUGGGCAGCAUUACAACUGCUGCACUGCUAUAUAUGUUCAGCGGCAAUACUCAGCAUGGUCCUAACGGCGAGCCGAGAGAUAUCAAGGGCUGGGCUUUGCUCCUUACAAUCUUCUUCGCGGAGCAUCUCUACUUGAUUAUCAAAUACGUCGUGCGUACGGCGAUGUCCAAGAUCGAGCCUCCUAAUGCACGCAAGGCGCGCGCGGAACGGUACUUGGUACGCAAGCGAUAUCUGGAAUCGACGCUCCACACCCCUAUCCAUGAUUCCGAUGAGAAGUCUGCGGAAGGUACGGGAGACGGUCUCUCGCGCUCGGCUCUCGAGGAUGACGCUCGUGAGACAACUCUCCACGACGCCGACCCAGCGGAGCGCUUCUGGAAACGCCAGCAUGGCUGGGACGAGUCUGCCAAGAUCGGCGCGGGGAUUAUCCAGGCUCAGCCUUUGAAGGCGGCUGAUAAGAAGAAGCAAUGA